Molecule: messenger RNA, 587 nt
Organism: Anarrhichthys ocellatus (wolf-eel)
Lineage: Eukaryota; Metazoa; Chordata; Actinopteri; Perciformes; Anarhichadidae
Product: dedicator of cytokinesis protein 3-like
Exons: 3
Coding region: 58-375 (105 amino acids)
Biological process (GO): small GTPase-mediated signal transduction
Cellular component (GO): plasma membrane; cytoplasm
Molecular function (GO): small GTPase binding; guanyl-nucleotide exchange factor activity
Source: RefSeq, a predicted model, not a curated record
CUUCUUCUUUCCUCUCAACUCCUCCUCCAGGACACGUCGGUGCAGGAGGAGGUGGAGAUGAUGGUGGAGUCCCUGUUGGACGUCCUCCUGCAGACGCUGCUGUCAAUCAUGAGCAAGAGCCAAUCGCAGGAGGCGGUAAGGGGUCAACGCUGUCCGCAGUGCACCGCGGAGAUCACUGGAGAGUACGUGUCCUGCCUCCUGUCCCUCCUCCGCCAGAUGACGGACAUCCACUUCCAGCACCUGAUGGAAAACUUUCAGAGCAAAGAGGAGCUCAAGGAGUUCUUGUUGAAGAUUUUGUGUGUGUUCAGGAAUCUGAUGAAGCUCAGUAUUUUCCCUCGGGACUGGAACGUCAUGAGGCUCCUCACCAGCAAGUAAGAUGCUUCAAUGAUGUCCCAGACAGCAGUGACCACACACGUAGCAAUGACCCCACACGUAGCAAUGACCCCACAGGUAGCAGUGACCACACACGUAGCAAUGACCACACACGUAGCAGUGACCACACACGUAGCAGUGACCCCACACGUAGCAAUGACCCCACAGGUAGCAGUGACCCCACACGUAGCAGUGACCACACACGUAGCAAUGAC